AUGAAUUCAUUAUUAAGAUGUUGUUUAAUCAAACCAAUUAAUAUAAAAAAUACAACAUCAUUUAUUAAUAAAUUAAAUCCAAAAUCAAUAAUACAAAAAUCAAACAAUUAUAAUAAUAUCAAUAAAAAUAUUUUAAAUAAAUUUAAAGAUUCAUCAUCAAAUUAUUUUAUAAAUUCAAAUAAAAUUUUAGAAAUAUGUAAUAAUAAUAAUAAUAAUAAUAAAUAUAAUGUAAAUAAGAGAAAUUAUUCUUCAUCAUCAAAUAGUGGCAAUAAUAAUAAUAAUAAUUAUAAUAAUAAAAAUAAUAAUAAUAAUAAUGAAAGUUUUUAUAAAAAAUUUGAAAAUUCAUUUGAAAUUAAAAGAAUAAAAGAUAUUUUAUUUAUUAUAGUUGGAACAUUUGUAAUAUUUAAAAUUUAUGAUAAUAAAAUUGGGAUUGUAUUUUGUGAAAAUGAAAUUGAUAAAGAAACUAUAUUAAAUGACCCAUACGAUAAAAUACCAAAUGAAAUUAUUGUAGAAUUAAAAGAUAGUGCAAAGGAUGAUAAUAUAAUAGAAGAAAGCGAUGAAGAUGAUGGUAUUAAAAAGAUUAGUUCAUUUAAAUUAUUUUUUAAAACUAUUGGUAAUGAUAUUUGGUUAUUCGGAUUCGGUAUAAUUACAGCAUUUUUUUCAAGUUGGGUUGGAUUACAAAUUCCAAAAGUUUUUGGAGUUUUAAUUGAUUGUACAAAGAAUGGUGAUUCUUUGCAGGGGCCUGCCAUACAGGCAAUAUUCAUUCUAUUGGCUCAGGCAGGCUUGAAUUUCCUUUAUUCUACCAUGAUAUCAGUGGCAUGUGAGAGAUAUUCAGCAAGAUUAAGAUCGACUUUGUUUGGAGCAAUGUUGGAGCAGGAGAUUGGGUUUUUCGACCAGAAUUCAACGGGUGAUUUAAUUAAUAGACUUUCAAGUGAUGUACAGUUGGUGAGAUCGGCAUUGAAGCAUUCUGUGUCGUUGGGUGUUAAGAGUUUUGGUCAGAUUGUUGGUGGUGUGAUUUCAUUGAUUUUAAUAUCACCAAAACUUUCAUUAGGUAUGAUGACAAUUUUACCAACGAUGGUUAGCGUUGGUACAUUUUACGCAGGUUGGUUAAAGAGUCUAAGUGUUAGAUCGCAAAGAGCACAAGCACAAUCUACAAUCGUUGCAGAGGAGGCUAUUGGUAAUAUUAGAACGGUUCAAGCAUUUUCAAAUCAGCAUUAUGAAAGUGAGAGAUUCAUAGAAAAAAAUCAACAUUCAUUGGCAUUGUCUACAGAGUCUGGUGUGCAAAUUGGUAUUUUCCAAGGUGUUACAUCAUUGGCAUUGAACAGUGUCAGUCUUUUAGUGUAUUGGUAUGGUGGCACAUUGGUAUCACGUGGUGAGAUGACAGGUGGCCAAUUGACAUCGUUCAUCAUUCACACUAUGAAUAUGCAGAGUUCAUUCUCCCAACUUUCAAUUCUAUUCACCCAAAUUAUGAGUGCAAUGGGUGGCAUGCAAAGAAUCACUGAAUUAAUCAAUCGUGUACCAUUGAUUAAUUCAAAUCAGGGUUUCAAAUUGAGGGAAUUAAAAGGUGAGAUUAAAUUCAUUAAUGUAGAUUUCAAAUACCCAACACGUCCACAUGUUCAUGUAUUGAAUGGAUUGAAUUUAACUUUAAAACCUGGCCAAGUUGUAGCAUUGGCAGGCUCAAGUGGUGGUGGUAAAUCAACAAUCGCUGGUUUAUUAGAACGUUUCUAUGAUAUUUCAAAUGGUGAUAUUACCAUUGACGGUUAUUCAAUUAAACAAUUGAAUGCAAAAUGGUUACGUUCUCGUAUUGGUAUCGUUAGUCAAGAACCAUCAUUAUUCGCAACAACAAUUCUUGAAAAUUUACGUUAUGGUAAUCCAAAUGCAACUGAAGAUGAAAUCAUUGAAGCUGCUAAACUUGCAAAUGCUCAUCAAUUCAUUUCAAACUUUCCAAAAGGUUAUGAAACUAUAGUUGGUGAACGUGGUGUUCAAUUAUCCGGUGGUCAAAAACAACGUAUUGCAAUUGCACGUGCAAUUUUAAAAAAUCCACAAAUUAUCAUUUUAGAUGAAGCAACAAGUGCGUUAGAUAGUCAAUCAGAAUUAUUAGUUCAAACUGCUCUUGAUAAUUUAAUGAAAGGACGUACAACAUUAGUAAUUGCCCAUCGUUUAAGUACAGUUCAAAAUGCAGAUUUAAUUGGUGUACUUUCUCAUGGUAAAAUUGCAGAAUUUGGUAACCAUAAUGAAUUAAUGAAUCAUAAAGGUUUAUAUUAUAAAUUAGUUCAAAGACAAUUAAGUCAACAACAACAAUAA
Dictyostelium discoideum AX4 is the source of this 2304-nucleotide messenger RNA. It is a transcript of the gene abcB4, whose product is annotated as ABC transporter B family protein. Gene Ontology annotation, biological process: transmembrane transport. Gene Ontology annotation, cellular component: membrane. Gene Ontology annotation, molecular function: ATP binding; ATP hydrolysis activity; ABC-type transporter activity. Lineage: Eukaryota; Evosea; Eumycetozoa; Dictyosteliales; Dictyosteliaceae. The record is from RefSeq and is a predicted model, not a curated record. The coding region runs from base 1 to 2304 and encodes 767 amino acids. The transcript is spliced from 3 exons.